This is a messenger RNA of Onthophagus taurus, 7841 nucleotides long. RefSeq lists its product as uncharacterized. Gene Ontology annotation, molecular function: protein binding. Gene Ontology annotation, cellular component: plasma membrane. The record is from RefSeq and is a predicted model, not a curated record. Lineage: Eukaryota; Metazoa; Arthropoda; Insecta; Coleoptera; Scarabaeidae.
GCGCCCGCAGUCGAGCAGCGACGUUGGUCGUCGACGGACGCUGCACCGGGACUCCGCGCCGACGUCCGAACAUCCUCCCCCUAACAAAAAUAAAACUCUAUCUCCGGUGGUGAGCGGAAACAAGACGUGUUUUCGGUGCGGAAUUUUAUUUUUCAUUUUCUGGCCUUCAAGAAAAAUGAUUCCUCCGAAUGUCGUCAAAUUGGAAAUGAUAACCAAAUAGAAAUUGAUUUUCGGAUUAUUUUUUUUACGUUUUGAAUUUAUUUUUGGUUUAGGGUUAAUCUGAAUCGAAUAAGGUUACGUCACGUGACCUAGGUUGUUUUUAACGCCCGUUUUGUUACGUCGAUCCAUCGGGGUUAAUCGAAUCGGUUUCGACUUGGACGUGAUGGUCCAUGUCGUCGCGUUUCUAGGUUAAAUUCAAAAGUGUAGCACCACAUCUAUUUAUAAAGAGACUGUUAGUGUAUUUUUAUUUAUUACUACAAUAAAUUGACUUUUACCAUUUAGCUGAAUGUUAACAAAUUAAGAGACUUUGUGUACCAGAAUCUCCAAAUUGGGUAAUUCUCGGCGUGGAAAAUUGGAAGUUGAAAUUUCUCCAAUGUUAAAUAACUUGUCGAAAACAAAUAACUGAGGAUGCGGUUUUACACGGCCCUCGUCCUGGUCUGCCUAGUGCAGCAGGCGAUUCCAGGUCCAGCUUGUAGAAUAAGCGAGUUUCCAUGUCGCAAUGGAAAAUGUGUUAAGCUAAACGCUUAUUGCGAUGGAGCUGACGAUUGCGGAGAUUUAUCCGAUGAACCUAAUUAUUGUACAGUUUGCAAUAGAACGUACUACGGGGACGUGAGCAAGACUUAUGACCUGAAGGUGAACAAACAGCCCGAGGUACGGCUACCUUUCCUUUGCCAUUUGACCUUCACCGCAAACGGACAGAGUCAUGGGGACAUUGUCCAGUUAAUCUUCGACGAAUUCAAAGUGGGUCGUUACGAACCGGCGGCGUUGGAUGGUUGUCCGGACGGUUAUAUGCAACUCAGCGAAUUAGGGAGACCAUUCACCGGGGGAUCUUGGUGUGGAUCGUCAUCUGGACCUGCAGCGUAUUACAGUGAAACAUCAACAGUGACAGUUUCGAUAAAACUUUUCUCCUCCCCCCAAUUACCCUUUCAAUUUCGUCUCAGGUACAGAUUCGUCUCCCGUAGGGAAGCUGUCGUGAGAUUCGGUUCUCCGUCGGCGCCUUUGGAACGAGGAGAAGUCGCACCCGGAACGUAUUGUACGCGACAGUUCGAAGAAUGUUAUCGAAAAUCUUGUAGAUUGCAAAGUCCGAAUUAUCCGGGAAUGUAUCCAAGGAACGUGUCCUGUUAUUGGAGUUUACGACAAAAAGUUGUUCCUACGUGCAAACACGCGAUGAUUGCGGUUAGACAGGAAGCCGCACAUAAGAUGCAUAUGAAACGAUCGAUUAGCGUGGCCGGUUUAAAUAAAACUGCGAGAGCUUUGAGGGCUUGGAGGGAUUGUACCGGAGAAAGAGAUCACUUAAUAUUUUACGAUGGGGGAUCAACGAAUGAUCCGGUUUUGGCGAAGUACUGCGGUGGUGAUUGGUUACCUCGAGUAGUUUCAAGAGGGCCAGAAAUGCUCGUAGCCUUCCAUUCAUCGCCUUUUAGCAUCCCAUUACACUCUCCUCCAUCUCAUUCCCCUUUAAGGGGGUUUGAAUUGGACGUUGAUGUAAUCUUUGCCGAUUCGGACUCGUUAGACUAUUCGAGGGAAACUUUAAAAUGUGAAUUUGAUAUUAACGCAACCAGCUCGGAUGGUGAUGAACUCAGAGGAAGGCGCGGGCAAAUCAUAAGUCCGCGACAUUCUUUGCCACCCAAUACCACGUGUACUUAUCGUUUCAAUGGGUUACCUGAUGAUAUCGUGUGGGUGAGCUUCAUUUCUUAUAUGCACAGGGCUUUAUUAGUUGGUGAAAACCCUCAUUUAUUAGCUAACGCAUCGACUGGGUUGUGCUCUACAAGGUUGCGAAUAUCGGAUGCAACGAAUGUUCUUGAAGAUAAAUGUGAUGAGUCGCCGAGGUUAUGCGAUCACAGCGCUUUAAGUAAUUCGACGAGAACAACCAGACCUUGCACACUCCCCGAAAGCUAUUUAUCGGCGGGAAGACAUCUUAUCAUCCAACACCACACCGAAGAUGGAACAGCUUUGCAUCCUGCCUCAUUUAAAUUAAAGUACGAAUUUGUUGAUACAAAAUUAGGGGGUGAGCCGUUAUUGAUCGACGAUAAACCCACACCGUGUUAUAGGGUUUUUAAGAAUAACCCGCAAGGUGAAAUAACAGGGCCGAAAAAUACUUUUUUGUUUGGAAGGGGUGGUGCGAAAGAUCUCCAUUGUGUAUUAAGGAUAGAGGCGAAAGAUGAUGAACGGAUACGUUUAAUUCUAAAUAACGCCUCUUUCGGAUUAAAUCCAUCUUGUGAAACAAAUACGGACCCUCACAGUGGAAGACCAAUUUGCGAUUAUUAUCCAAACGGGAGAGUAUCAGAAUUAAACAUUUGGGAGAUGCCGUGGAAAGAUUUAAGGAUGCCGAGGGCGUGUAUUUGCGAUAAUUCUUCUUUGUCUUCGAAACCGAUGGUGUUCAUCAGUUCCUCGCAUAUCUUAGAAAUUCACUACACUGCCAAUGAUAUGAAUAUAACGGAAGAUUAUGCAAUAUUAAAUUUUCACGCUACAUAUGAAUUAAUGAAAAUGCCCGGGUGUCCGAGGAAACAAAGAUUAAAAGGAUACGGAGGAGACGUUCGAUUUACGAAUCCACCUGAAGAUAGAUCUGAAUUUUUGUGCUCAGGUUUUCCUUGGUUGGUUGAAGCUAGACAUAACAGAAGUUUAUUUUUGUUGUCUUGGGGUGCUUUUCUUCCAUUAAAACCUAGAUUUGAAGAACCAAAUCGUUGCCCAACCAGCAACAGGAUAUUAAUUUAUUCGGGUAAACCCCCGAAAUUAGUUAAAGCACUUUGCCCAGCUGAACCAGGAGCGAAACCUUUAGCAGUUCACGUUUUUAGCGAAGAAUGGUUCGGUGACGAUCAAGUUUUUAUUCAAAAGCGACCUCCAAACUUUAUUGUUGAGUGGAUUAGUCACGAACAUGGAAUUGCGGCUUUUAGCUGGUUAGAAAUAUCAAGAUCGAGGUCUUCCUUACUUCAACAACUUCAAGUUCCGGUUAAUACCAGUUCAAACGAAACCGAUCUCGAGUGUCUCCAUCGUUGCCCAGAAUUAGAUGCUUGCAUCUCACCGGAAUUAUGGUGUGAUGGCAGAGAAAAUUGUCCUUCUGGAUUCGAUGAAUCUGAAGAGCAAUGUGGGUCAACCUCACGGUUAUUAAGCACGCUUCCCGGUGCUGCUUUAGCAGCUGGAGUUGCGAUAGCCGCCUCGUUGAUUUUAUUACUUUGUUUAAGCCUCCAUCGACUAAGGGCAAGGCGCCGAAGAAAAUUAGCGAAAAAGAAGCUCCUCACGGGACCCCGAUUACUCGAUCCCGGUUAUAAUUCUUGACAGAAGGCACCUCCUGUGGAAUACAUACACGUGGACAGGGAGACGACUGUAUGAGAUACGAGAAAACCCGAUUUUUCCGUCCUGUUGCUCACGAGAUAGGUGCCUUCACCGGAAGGUUUUCCUUUACGCAUUCCUCCUUCCCAACGUUUAGGAAAACCUUCCCGACCCCAAAACUAAUAAAUGAAGUAAAAAUAAACGAAACAUAAAACAUAAAAAGAUAAAAAGACAAACGAACCGGAAAUGGACAAUCUUCACCCAGACAGCUUUUUCAGUGCCAAAAUAAACGAAGUGUUAAGUCAUUCUUGUAGUGUUACAAAUAUAUAGAAAUAAAAUAAAGGUGAGGUGUAUCACAUCGAUUUGCUUUUUCAACACACACUGAUACCAUCAUAUGUACAUAAUUCUUAGAGUUAAAAAGAUUAAAAAUAAUAAAUCGAGUUUCAUUUCAAAUUUUAGGUGAUUUACCUAAAAGGGUGCUAAAUGACCCGAAAUUGUCAUACGGGAAAUAUAACUAAAAAUAAUGUUUAAAAGGCAAUUCGAUGUUGUUUUAAAGGGUGGUAAAAAAAUCUUCAAAAAGCACUGUAUAGACGAAUCCAAUUUUUUUUAAUCGCAUCCUUUUUUUUUUUUUUUUUAAUCCUCUACUCUUUUACCGGCGCGUCGCUAUCUCGAAAUCCCGGUGGAACCGGAACUACCCCAUAAAUAUCUCGGUAUCGGGGUGAACCUGGUCGCCAAAAUAAAAACUUAGAGAGAGCCGUUUUUUAGAUUUAACUUAUCGACACCGUCCCAAAAGCCGCCGCCGCGUCUUGCGUGUUUUGAAAUUAAUUUCGAACGCACCCAAUAAACUCUCCCGAGGACGGUGUCGGUUCGCUCAAUAAAUCCAACAUUUAUUGCCUCAAUAAUGCCUGGCGAUACAAAUAAUUUCGUAUCGUGGACCCCAGAAUCCGGAUACCCAACCAACACCAGCAACAACAGCAUACCACUAUACAACACCAUGGUGCAGCAAAAUUUAUGACAUGGAUUUAUCGUCGUGCAAUAUCCGUAUUAUUUAUGCGAUCGAACGUUCUAGAUAUACCUUAGGGAGAUGUUCUGAUGAAAAAUCUCUUUUUAUCUCAAUAUUAAAAAAAAAUAUAAUUCUUAACUUUGUUUACUCAUCCAAACAUUUUUUGCACUCCCAACUCAUCGCUCCAAUUUAUAUGCUUACAUAGAGAACAGCUUGAAGCUAAAUCUGGCGAAAUUUUAGCUUGUUGUGGUGUUAAUAUUUUGAAAUUUGUAUUAAAUUUGGUGGUGCAGCAAGAAGAAUGAAAGACAAAGUACAACAGGAUGUCAAAAAGGACAAAGUUAAAACCCAAUCCUUAUCACAAUAUUAGAGAUCGACUUACCUGCAUUAUUCUGGCUAACGGCUUUUCGUCUUGGAGAUUUGACGCGUAUAAAACCUCAACGUGGCACUAUCACGGCAUUACUCAGCUUCCAGUAUCCUAUUAUUAUUUGAAAUCACUGUAGAUUACUACAUCAAAAUAGCACCAAUAUAAUAUAAUACCUCAUUUGGGUUACGGCAAGCUUCUAAAAGUGAUUUUACAUCUCCCACUUGCUCAUCAGAAUCUUCAUCUGCAUUGAAAAUUUAUCUUGUUUUUAUAGCAAGAAAAUGUUUGGUUCGUAGUUGACUUGGGUUGGGUUGUUUCAUCUCUAUUUCUAAUUCUUUAUUAGUUAAGAUAGAUCUCCAAUAGUUAAAUUUAAUUGCAUUGGGAUGCGGAGGAAGAUUAUUUGGGAUAAGAAACCUCAACGAAUCCUGGAAACCUGAAACAAAAAAUAAAAAUUUAUUGGAGGGGUCAACUACGCCCGUCAAUAAAUAGUCGGGAAAUUAAAGAGCUCAAGGAGAUGGAGGACAAAUUCAUGAUUUAAGAUGCUUGGCGCAGUUAAGAACUUUAUCGAGGAAUGUUUAAAGUUCUUCGUAAAAAGUGCUUAAAUUGAAAAUCUGAAGGAACCAGUUCUGAACAAUGGGGUGGAUGGGCAAGAACGCCCCAAUUGUGUUUCUGAAAUCAGAUCUUCGUCUGAGUUAAGAUUUCUGUCGAAUGGCUUGGUGUAGUUGAGAGUCACUGCGCAUGUUAUACUGAACCUAAGGCAAUGACAGUAGACAUCUAUAAAAUGCGUGCAAGUUUCAAUCUGUUGUAUCCACUCACACUGCACAACUUAUCAUUUUUACCUUGAUUUAUGAUGUUCCAACAUAAUAGAAAAUCACACACUAAAAAAAUUGAUCAUCAAGCUGUCAAACAAUUCAUUACUCCCAAGUUUUGCUCAACCUAAGGUUGUAAUGAAUUAAUUAAUUCCUGUCACCGUGGCAGCAAUUAUUUCCUAAACUUCUUUCUCUGCUACAAUUUUCGCCUAUAAUAGUCACAUUUUAAUAUCUAAUCCUUCCAGGAUCGCAAAUCUAGCAUUAUCAUCACUAUGUCUUUGUGGUUACUAAAGUUCUCUAAUCGUUAAGUUCAUUUAAUUAAAGUGUUGAUAUUUCAUUUAAAUAAAAAAACUUAUAUCUAGGUUAAAAAUCAAACAACAAAUAAAUUUUGAAAUCUAAUCGGAAACGGAAGUAAACGUCAUUCGAUUAAAUGACAUCAUUUCGUGGUUUAAACGCUUUCUUGGAAUUGAACGUCUUGAGUCGGUUGCAAACUGCGGAUGAAGAGGAGAGAAAUCAAUUGGCGAUAAAUUUGCAAUUUCCCCCGAUCGAACGAUGGGGAUUUCCCCUCGUGCGCGUUUAUUCAAAUUUUUAGCAACGCAUACGUGUCACACCAUGUUUUAUUGAAAAUAGGAGACGUUGCUGCAAUGCUAUUGGGAUAUGUGAUUUUUCUUUGCACCAUUCAAAGCGGAAUUUAAUACCCAAGUUUUAUAAGUUCUCUUAACUUGGUAUUUACAGAGGAAAUACACUUCGUUUUACUUGCCAACAUGAUUCAAAAUAUAAAAUUAAAGCUUAAAUUUGUUGUGAAUAAUUGAGUUGGGAAUUGAAUCGUGCACAAGCUCCAGGUAACCAGCGAUAAAUAUUUGCAUAACAUCAAACAAUCGUUUCGAUUCGAUGCGAUCGGUUAGAUCUCGAUUUGAGGAUAAUUCGCUUGCGCAUCUGAUCAUCACAUGAAUAUUUGUUGUUCUCGCCAGUAAAGUUGUUAGGGGCGAAAAAAGCACGGUUCCCGAAUAUUUGCGUGCGUUGUGUGGCAGUUAAAUAAACAGUUAUGCUCCCAUCGGAUAUCGUUUGAACCUGUUUCAAACUGAGCAGGGGUUGGCGGCGGAAGCAAAUUGCGAAACGUCAAACUUCAAUUCCCGAAAUCGGCGAUUACAGUUGUUUCGAAACUUUGUGCUUUUGUUCAAUUGCGGUUAACCUAAAGUUCUCGAUUAACCCCAAAAUCAAAUCAAAAUCUGCUGUAUAUAUAUAUAUAUAUAUAUAUAUAUAUAUUAUAUAAUCAAUAUGAGAAUUUUUUAUUGUUGGGAUUACACACAUACACAUGAUGUGACGAAUUAGAGGAUUUUGUAAACGUAGUGCAAUCAAUACUAAUUAACUAGAUAAACGGGUCGGAGCCACAAUUGCGACGGGGGUUAAUUUGAAUAAAACCACGAGAUCGGACGACGGUGAGAGGGGGAUGGUAAUCAAUUGAAACUUUUUCCACGGGGGACGUCGCCCCCGUACAAAGCGUUCCAGCAAAUUGAAGUAAUUGGGCCCUCAAUUUGGGGUUUUUAAUCACUUAACAAACAAAUUUGGCGUUGAGCGCUACUUAACGGGGUAGAAAAAUAAAAAAAAAAGGAUGAAGAAGGAAAAAUGAGGUUCGUCCGUUUUUACCACCACUUUUUCCAGUUUUAAAACACCUUUUAACUUAAAAACAUACAUUUCUGUAGAUAAUGUACAUAAAAAUUUCAUUAAAAUUAAGUUGGAAAAAAAACUUAAACGAUGUAAAAGUAAAAUUAAUUUACAUCUAUUAUAGAAAAGUAAAAACUUUUCCGUUUAUAACGUUUAGGGGGUAGAUAUGUUAGGUAAAUUACGUGUAGCUAAUUAAAAAAGAAUAAGAUAAUGUUAAUAAGUGAAAAAAAAAAUCGAAGAAAUCAUAAACUAACAACUCUCUCUAUCUCUGUAAAUAAACCAAAAAUAAAUUGUGUAAAUAGACAACAAAAAAAUGUACUGCCAACUAUCGACAAAAAAAACUAAUAAUUUAAAAAAAAUGAUAAAGUGUAAUCGCGAAACUAAAACCGAAAACGAAAAAAAAAUCGGAAACUUACUAUGAUAAUCAUUUUAGAAAAUGUUGUAAUUGUAGAUAGGUAUGUGCACUUUAUAUAUUAAGCGAACACUGAUUAAAUAAAAAAUAAUUAUGUAAAAGAAA